Messenger RNA from Amphiprion ocellaris (clown anemonefish), 4320 nucleotides. RefSeq lists its product as uncharacterized. The record is from RefSeq and is a predicted model, not a curated record. Lineage: Eukaryota; Metazoa; Chordata; Actinopteri; Pomacentridae. The coding region runs from base 145 to 4026 and encodes 1293 amino acids. Gene Ontology annotation, biological process: positive regulation of transcription elongation by RNA polymerase II. The transcript has 7 exons. Gene Ontology annotation, molecular function: protein binding.
ACUUCUACUUCACACGCUGCCAUAACUAGUGAAUAUACCGACUCUGUAACGUUCACUGCGGGGAUAUAACGUUUGUCUCGGAUCCAAAAUAAUCUUUAAACGCCCGAAACACCUUUAUUUCUGCAACAGAAAAAUACUGUUUCCAUGUUAGACAUACAGAGAUACCGGUGGCCCAACUAUGAGAUGCAGCUUCUUGGACAGUUGCAGAGACAGCAAAACAGCACCCAGCUCUGUGAUACCCUGCUGCAAACCGAUGGUAUCUCAAUCCCAACCCACAGCUGUGUCCUUGCAGCUCUCAGCCCCUUUUUGUCUCAGAAGCUGUCGGCCUCCCCACCACCUCUAUCUGGACAGAAACGCGAGCUCCAGCUCAAGGCUGUGAAGGCCCAGACCUUGCUCAAACUGGUCGGUCUGAUGUACUCUGGUGAGCUGGAGGUAAAAGGAAACGUGGAGCAGGAUGAUUUGCUGGCUGCAGCUCGCCAAUUUGGAAUCCCAGAUCUUGUAGAAAUACAGAAAGAUGUUGGCAUGAAUCAGGGAGAGCUUCUGGAGAAGAGGCAGCGACUUGGUAGUUGCAGAGAGAGUGGUGUUCACACAGAAGUGGGCAGACGGAGGCUUGGAAGUCGGAAAAUGAGGAAUGCACAAGUUCAGACUGAGUUGUCCAUAAGAAGAGAUAAAAGUUGUGUCUCUACAGGUACACAGACUGUUAAAACUGGUAAAAAGACAAUGAGGAGUUCUGUUAUUCCCCCUGACCAAACCGACCCUCCAACAUCAGAGCCAUCAUCCUCUGUUCUGCAAAGUUUGAAUUUUUCUGUCUCUUUGCAACACCAAAGCAUCGCAUUUGAUAAACAGCCAGCUGUUCUCAGUGAUGGAGAGUCUACAAGUGGCCGAUCAUCUGAAAGCGCAACAAAUCCUCCGUCAACUUCAGCUUCGUCCAGUGACACAGUGUGCUGCCAUAUUUCCUUGCAGGAUGACUCUAGAUCCCCAAGAGCUCAGGAAGACAGCGUCCGCCAAGAGUCAUCUGAUAAUUGGAACAGCUUUCAGGUGUUGAACAGGGAAAGGACAGGACUGAAACAUGGAAACACUAACAGCAAGACACCUGACAAUGGAGGAAAUGGAAAGCUGCUGAGACAGGUCAACAGAGAUGAUACGCCAGGAGAGCUAGACGGAAACUCUGCAGAGAGGCGGCAGCCACAUGCCAAUGCAGGAGAAAAGAGCCUGGCCAAGAUGAAACAGAUGCAACAGGUGAUGGAAACAACACAAAUAUCUGUCAAGCUGAAGCUGAGGAGGAGGACUAAAGGAGAAGUGUGGGAAGUGGUGAGCAUCCAAGACCCAGAUGAGACACUGUCAGUCCUUACCUCCCUGAAACAGGAUUGCGCCACCAUUAAAACUCCACAGACGGACCUUGAAGAAGUCCAUCCUCCUCCUUCCACCGUCAGCCAGUACACAAGUCAGAAACUGCAGACCCAGAACCUUCAAUCUGCCACCACUUCCCCCAUACAAUUAAGUCACUCCAACACUACUUCUGAGUCCCAGUCAUUCUCCAGUGGCUAUUUCACCCCAAACCAAAGCAGUGAGCUGGAGUGGGUGUCACUCUGUCAGCCUGAGGGCUCUGUGGAUGAGUCUGAUGAGCAGAUAGAGAGGCUGCUGGAGGCUGUCAUGAUGGGCCUGAACAUCCUGCCCAGCUUGGAGAGGGACUGCAAGACGCCACAGACGAACAGUGACGAAGCACUGAGCAUUUGUCAGGUCUCAGUUACAGAAGAUGACCUGGUCCAGAGCCAGAUGCAUGAUGUGGUCAGUGCAGCAGGAUGUAUGUUCUCCCGGGAUCUGGGAACAAAAAGUAGUCAUUCACCAACAGAUACAGCUCAUGGCCAGCCCAGCUACGCAAGCCUUUCAGCUGUACAGCCUGAUGAUGAAAUCCAACAGCAGUGCUUUCCUCUGUAUGACUUCACCCUGGGGCAAAGCGAUGGGAUGAGCUGCCAGGAUGUGCCACCAUUCAAUUGUCAAGGUUCUCUAUAUCCCCAAGCAUCCACGACAUCGGUCAUGCCCUCAGGUUUCUUUUCCAGUGAGCAGAAACUGCAUUACCCUGCAUUUCAGCAGCCAUCUUCACAGGAACAUCAGCCACUUCUUGAGUUUUUGCCUUUGCUGAAUGGAGAUGAGACACAGUCUGAGCAUACUUUUCCCUUUCCUUGCCUGGAUGAUUUGCGACUUCCUCCGUGUCUCUCUCCCUUAGUGCCAUGUACCUUCUCAACAAAACACAAGCCUCUCAUUGACAACUCAAUAAACCCUGUCAAUGAUGUCCAGCAGCAGCCAUUGCUGCCAAGGUACCCCUGGCUCACAGAAAGCAAUGAAUCACUGCAGUUUCCUCUCAGUGCCAUAACUUACAGAGAAAAUAAAAGUGCAUCUGUACCACAGAAUACAAACCAUAGCUGUUGGUCAAAGCAAUGGCAGAAGUGCAUGGAGCUGAAUCAAAAUGGAGGAACGUGUGCAGCAUCUUGUUCUGUGAAUGCAAUAACAGCAGUGGAACUGAAGUCUGACCCUGUGAAGGUGAAGGAAAGUUUAAAAUGUGAACAAGUCGACACUACAGGGGAUACUGUGGCACCUAAAAGGAGGAAGAGAAAGGGUAUAAAUCAUCCACAAGAUGCCUCCAGUGGUUUUUUGGCAUGCAGAGAUUUAAAACUCGAUGAUGGAAAAGAUAACUUUUUGUCACUCAGUUUGUCAGUUAAUGACAACAAAGAUGUGCUGCUGAAGGAAACUUCUGCCAGCUCUUCAAACAUGCCAUGCAGACUUUUAGGGAAACCAAAUGGCAUGUUUACCUUCGAAGAAAGUGUGAGAGAGAAAACCAGAGGGCCAGGGGAUCUUAGUACAGGACGGGCUCGGAUCAGGACCAGAGGAUUUGUGAAAAAAGCUCAGCAAUCAUCAAAUAACACAGUCCCAGGAAAUUCUUCUGUGUUAAUACCCGUAGUCUGCAGAGCUAAAAUUGUGAAUGAGCAAGGAUCUUGGAAGAAGAAACGUGGAAGACCUCCAAAAGUGAAACUUGAAGAAAACCCUUUCACUUUUGUUCCUGCCAUCAUUGAAAACAAGAGCCAUGAUGUGGUCGGUGAGCAGCAGCUUGACGUGGACUUGCCAAAGGAGAUGGAGGAUGAAAAAACAAAGAGAAGGUGCAAAAAACGGAGGAGAAAUAUGAGUGGAGUGAAGGAAAUUCCACUAAAGAACACCCUAAGUGCUGAGUGUAACAGCAAGGCAGACAAUGACAAGAACAAUAAUAAUAAUGACAUUAAAAGUCCAGGAAAACCCAAACGGCCACGGAUGGUUACUCUGAAGGACAUUGAAAAGCUUAUCAAGCGGCAACGCUCAAUAACCAGGAAGUCAAAAGAAAGCCAGCAAGCAAAUGAACCCGUAACAGAUGUAGGAAGCGAAAUGAAGGCUAGCAGAGAUGGCAGCAGAUUGGACGAAUCGGCUAACGAGGCAGAAAUAGUGAUAGAUAUUGAAGAAGAUGCCAUCAGUUUCAAUGGCACAGUGGAUGAAAAUCACAAUCAGCUUUUCAACAAAUCGCCAGCUCAGUUUAGCAAAUCACACCGAGAUGACAGCUCUGCAAGUGAGGACACUGGUUUGUUUGGUAAAAAAGACCAUCCAGCGACCUCCUUCCGUGUCUUGGAGGAAGACAGAGAGACGCCACUGAAGAAUCCUGAUGAAGGAUUGUUCUGUGGCUCAGGAGGAUCCGAUGUUAUGCAGUCUGUAAUCAGCAAUGAAGGCUCAUCUCACAGUGACGUCAACCUGCCUGGAGAAUAUGACAACACAGCUUCGGACCAGAGCUCGCACCUCCAGACGCCUGAGAAAACUGGUCCACCUGUGUCAGAACCUGAUGAGGAAGAGGAGGAAGAGGAGGAAGAGGAGGUGGAUGUUCUGUUUUACUCUCCAGACAAUGCACCCCAGUCCAGACUGUGUGAGGACGGAGUCAACAACAUGGACACGACUGCAGACGAAGAGGAGGAAAAUGAGAUCGACGUUACAGGAGAUGAGGCCGAGUAAGCUUUGUACACGUGCACAGUUUUUACAGUGUUAUCAGUUCAGCACUUUGUCAUACCAAGUCUGAAGUUGUCUCUGUUCUGGUUUUAUUUACGUUCUCAGAAUGCCAGUAUCAUGUAUAUUUUGUAGAAUUUACACCCUUCCUUCUUAUCUUUUCUUCUUCACUAUCUGGCACUUACAAGCUUUGCACAUGCAAGACUUAUAGUCUGGUUUUGACCCUUGUUUAGUUCAACUUAUAUGGUUCGAACGGUUCUUUACUUUCCACUGAAAGAAAAAAGUUCUUACUGUUGUGUACAU